UGUGCCUGCCUCCAUCCUUUCCCUUCAGACAGUGCUGUGGUGCAGGAGGGAGAGACACAGGGAGCGCUAGGGAGAGCGGCUGCUGGAAAACCUCUGGAACAGGAAGACACUGCAAUCCCUCAGCCUUCUUUCCCUCCCUCCCUCUGUGGCUUCUCUGCCUGUACCUUCUCCUCCGAGCUUCCCUCCUGUUCUCCCUGCCGCUUGCUGUGACCAGGCACAGUGGAUGUGAGAUGGGUUGUGGCAACUCCUCGGCCACCAGCACCUCUGGAGGAGGUCCAGCCGACGCUUCGAAAGACGUGACAGAGGAGGCUUCGCCAGACGAUGAGAAACGAAGGAACUACGGCGGUGUGUAUGUGGGUCUACCUGCCGACCUGACCAGCGUCGCUGCCAGCCAGUCCAAGACAACGCACAAAGACUAACAAAAGUGGUGACAAACAAGACCCUUACUGUAUGUACCAACAGGCAAUGUUUUUUUAGGCUGCUCCAUGUGAUCCUAGGACGGAGGAGCUUUCUUACAGACAGAUAAAAUGUCUGUAUUCAGGCUGUAGCCCGCUGGGUCAUGAGGACAAUGGCCUGUCAACACAUACAUAAACUACAGGGCUUCAGUUACACAAUACGGGCGCAGCUAAAUACUAUGUGACAGACCCAACCACGGCCGAGCCCAGCACUCUAUCACACGCUGUACACUGAGAGACACAAUAAAGGACACGGCAUUACCUGUCUAUUCUGGGAGACAUCAGGAUGUUUGUGAGCACAGAAAACGACCCUUUGGGAUCUCAGUCUCAACCGUGAGGAGUAAAGACCCGACCAACCAUCAGGUGUUUGCAGUAGAUGACGUCAAGAUGGGCUUGAGGAAAGCCAGAGCAGAUUGUCUCUAAUCUACACGGAGACGCACAGGGCAGACUCAUCUCUCUCAAUGACCAGGGAACCAGACCCAGUGCAUGCAGAUGGAACAUCAGCCUUGGAGGCUUUUUCACUCAGGAUCACAUGUCACAUGACAGAGGUGAAGGAACACAAAAUCAAUUAUUGACCUACAGGAUCUGAAGUGACGGUACAUGUAUUUUUUGUCCUAAAAUCCAUGUCCAGUUAAAUGGCUCUGUGAAAUGUUGUUUCAUUAUCUACCCUUUAUGCAACCAAAGAUCAAACAAGGGAAACAUGUAGUCCCAACGAUGGAUAGUGAUGAGGACACGCCUCGUUUUAAUUGGUUACCCACGGCCUCUGGGCCACCGUUAGGAACAGCACCCUGCUGAGUGGUGUAGGUGGAAAAACACACACACAAAAGGUGAUGAAAAAUUGGUUAUCAUAUAGUGUCCCUAUAAUAUAAAAGGACCCAAUACAAGAUUGCAGUCAUUGACUGGUGACCAUGUUCCUGCCAUAAUACUGUAUUUAAUGUUAAUGCUUCUAUGUUUAAUUUUUUUUUCCUAAAAAUGAGUCCAUGCUAAACCUGUAUUUCAGUGAGAACUGACUAAACUGAAGUCUAGUCUGUGGAAAUGGGGCAAGGUAACGCAUUCUGUACGUCAGUAGUUGCUACUGAUGGUGCCUCCAUUUAUUUUCUUUUAUUUAUUAAUUUGAAGUUUUAUUUUUAUGAUGAUUCACUGUCUACUGUAUGUGUGUGUACAUUGACAACGAACUGACGUCACACAGUUGCCAUCUGCUACGCUAAAAUGCCUUAUCGAUAUUUUUAUAGCACUAAGCUGUACAGCAUUUUGAAUUUUGUAAAUAUUUUCUCCAAACCUCAACCCCAUAACUAACAGGGUAUACACAGAAACACAGAGAUUUAUUAUUUUAGAUGAUAUCCUGGAUUUAAAAAUGAAGUGCAACACUUUGGCACUAACUUAUACUAUUAGUGGAAACUAAGUGAAAAACAAGCGAAAUACCCCUGUAACCCAAGGUGGUGUUGUCACUAAAGGCUUUUCACAUGUGGCAUCUGAGUUCUAGACACACAUGACAUUCUGAGCCACAGUUCCCAGCAUGCAAACACACCACUCAGAAUCGCUUAAUUCCAGUGAGCUCUAAGCUCACUGAAGGCAGAUUCCUUGUUGUUUAUACUCACUUAUUGGCUUUGUAUUUACGUACUAUUCUAAUACUUUAAACUCUGCUUUAAAGUCAAGAUAUAGUUAAUUCAACACUUUCCCUGGGGCCAUUCUACAAUGCUUGUGAACUUUUUCCCGAAGAGUUCAAUUUACAUAUUACAUUUGCAUUUACAUUUAUUCAUUUGGCAGACACUUUUAUCC
Messenger RNA from Megalops cyprinoides (Indo-Pacific tarpon), 2234 nucleotides. RefSeq names its product overexpressed in colon carcinoma 1 protein homolog. The record is from RefSeq and is a predicted model, not a curated record. Lineage: Eukaryota; Metazoa; Chordata; Actinopteri; Elopiformes; Megalopidae. The transcript is spliced from 6 exons. The coding region runs from base 231 to 419 and encodes 62 amino acids.